Scleropages formosus (Asian bonytongue) is the source of this 2705-nucleotide messenger RNA. RefSeq names its product ras GTPase-activating protein-binding protein 2-like. The transcript has 13 exons. Gene Ontology annotation, cellular component: ribonucleoprotein complex; cytosol. The coding region runs from base 249 to 1778 and encodes 509 amino acids. Lineage: Eukaryota; Metazoa; Chordata; Actinopteri; Osteoglossiformes; Osteoglossidae. Gene Ontology annotation, molecular function: mRNA binding. The record is from RefSeq and is a predicted model, not a curated record.
GAUCGCAGGGGCUUCACCAUGAAAUAGCGUAUCGACUGAAAUCACAAUCUCUGGUUCAGCAGAGAUCAUCUUUGUGGCGGAGAAAUUGUAAUAAAGUAAAAGAAAAAGCAGAGGCGCUCUGUCGAAGCAUAACCGGCAUUUCUUACACAUCACGUUUGCACUUCCAGGCUUUUCUUAAAGUGUCUGACCGCCCAUCUUUCCGUACUCAUACUGUGUUGAUUUAGUAUUUUGAAUUGCGUACCAAAGAAAUGGUGAUGGAGAAGCCAAGUCCCCUGCUGGUCGGGCGGGAGUUUGUGAGGCAGUAUUACACUCUCCUAAAUAAAGCACCUGACUUCCUGCACAGAUUCUAUGGCAGACACUCAUCCUAUGUUCAUGGAGGACUGGAUGCUAAUGGGAAGCCAGCAGAGGCUGUCUACGGGCAAGCUGAGAUUCAUAAGAAGGUGAUGUCCCUGCAGUUCAGUGAGUGCCACACCAAAAUCCGUCAUGUGGAUGCCCACGCCACCCUAAGCGACGGUGUGGUUGUCCAGGUGAUGGGCGAGCUCUCCAAUGCUGGACAGCCCAUGAGGAAGUUUAUGCAGACCUUUGUGCUUGCUCCGGAGGGCUCUGUGGCAAACAAGUUUUACGUGCACAAUGACAUUUUCCGGUAUGAAGAUGAGGUUUUUGGUGAUUCAGAGGCAGAACUUGAAGAAUCCGAGGAGGAGGUUGAGGAAGAGCAGGAGGAGCGACAGCCAUCUCCUGAACCUCUCCAAGAAACUUCCCGAAGCACCACCUACUAUGAGCAGCAUUCUGUAGCCAAUGGUGUGGAGGAGACGCUGGAGGAAGCUGCUCCAGAGACAGAGCCGGAGCCAGAACCAGAACAGAAAACGGAGGAGCCGAAGCCCGAGGUUGAAGGGAAGGUUCUUGAAGAGCUGGAGGAGAAGGCCCCAUCUCCUGCUCCUGUGGAGUCACCACACCUUGUGCAGGAACCUCCCAAGACUUUCUCCUGGGCUUCAGUGACCAGUAAAAACCUGCCUCCUAGCGGCACAGUUCCUUCCUCUGGAAUUCCUCCUCAUGUUGUUAAGGCACCAAGCUCACAGCCCAGAGUAGAGACCAAGCAGGAGGUGCAGGCCCCGCCCCCACGAGUCAGAGAUCAACGUCCUCCCCGUGAGAGACAGGGCUUUGCUCCCAGAGGACCCAGGCCUGACGGGGUGGCAUCCUCAGAAUCACAAGCUGGAAAACCCAACUUCAGUUUUAUUAGCAAAGGAAGGGGAGAGUCUGAACCAAAUGAAAUGGAUACAAGAAGGGCUGUUAGAUAUCCAGACAGUCACCAGCUGUUUGUCGGCAACCUGCCUCAUGACAUAGAUGAGAAUGAACUCAAGGACUUCUUCAUGUCUUUUGGAAAUGUAGUUGAGCUACGCAUCAACACCAAGGGAGUCGGCGGGAAGUUGCCCAACUUUGGUUUUGUGGUCUUUGAUGACUCUGAUCCUGUGCAGAGAAUUUUGGGUGCAAAGCCCAUCAUGUUCCGUGGUGAGGUUCGCCUAAACGUGGAGGAGAAGAAGACAAGGGCAGCGCGUGAAAGGGAAACCCGAGGCGGCGGCGGUGGUGAUGACCGGCGAGAUGUGCGCCGUAAUGAGCGGGGCCCAGGGGGUCCUCGGGGCAUCAUGGGAAGUGGAAUGAUGAGGGAUCGAGAUGGAAGGGGCCCACCCUCCAGGGGUGCAAUGGCCCCCAAGCCAGGCCUUGGUUCAGGAAGAGGAACCAGCCAGGGCAGUGAGAGCCGCUUCAACUCACAACGCCGCUGAGAAGUGCGAUGCUCUCUGCAGUUUGGAAGUAGUACCACGUUCAUCUUCACCUUAACAAAGUCUGCAUAUAUGAAUAUCUUUUUUUUUGGCUUUGGAAUGUCACACAGCCAGCCUGUCAACCAUUUAUUUGAUGUGAGAGACUUAAUGGGGGGGAGAGACAACUCAUUUGUUUGCCAACUUUGAGCUGAGCCUCUUUGUCCAGUUUUUCUCAAGGGUUUGCAAACGUUAAGUUGUAAUUUGACUAUAAUGAAACGGGAACAAAAGUCUGCUAUGUGAAAAAGGGACUCAUGAGACUUAUAGCAGUGGUACAGCCCAUCAUUUUGAGAUGAGAUUUAAAAACCCAUGCCUCAAGUUUGAAGGGGGGAGGGGGGUACUUAAUGGAUUCUUCUGCUGCACAUUUUGUAUGGAAGUGACCUGCCUGUUACUGUUGGAAGUAUGGUGCAAAUUGGAAACCCUUGCCUUUUUUUUCCUCGAACACUGUAAAACUUAAAACCAAUAGCAUUUAUGCGCUUGUCAGUAUGCACUAAUGGGUACUUUUCAUUUUAUAUUGACAUCCUCUGGAUGCAGCAGGAGGUCACACCUACAAUCUUCUACCCUUUAUUGAAACAGAUCACUCGCAGGUCUUGGUUUCCAGCUAAGCGUGAUCAGUGUACCAUCACGUCUUUACCUGUAUCCAUUUUUUGGUUCUUGCUGAAGACAUUUUUUUUGUGAUAUAAAGAGCAAUCCUGGACUUCUCAUGGAAAAAAGGACAAGAAAAGCUCAACACUAUGAAAGGUUGCUUCCUUGUUUAGCUUUUUUUUUUUUUUUUUUUUUUUUUUUUUUAAAUAUAUUUUAUGACAAAUAUUGCCCAGCCGCAAUAUGGGGAAUGGCUUCUUAACCCCAUAUAAAAAAAGUGUGGAAUAACAAUAAAUGUACAGCAAAAUCAUA